AACCAAACACAAUGGACGAAGAUCUCCUGCAAGACCUUGAGGAACUCGGAGGAGAUGAAGACUUGGAAGACUUGGACGAUGAUAUAAAAGAUGAAGAUGAGGAUGAUGGAGAUAUUGCUAUUGAUGAGCAUGCAAAUCUCUUGGCGGCUGUGGAUGGGGACGAUCUCCACUCAAUUGCCCGAUUGACAAGCUCUAAACCGUUCAAGGACGUUAUGCAGAAAAUAGACCAGUUCCGAGAUGUGCCUCGCCAUCCUGCUCAAAACACCGGACCCGUGGAAGAAGAUCCAGAGUACAAACUUAUUGUACAGUCAAAUAACUUGACGGUGGAGAUUGACAAUGAAAUUUUGGUUGUGCAUAAGUUUAUACGCGAUCACUAUGCACCAAAGUUUCCAGAGUUGGAAUCACUGAUUCCAAAUCCGAUUGACUAUGCGAGGACCGUCAAAUUGAUUGGAAAUGAGAUGGACUUGACAAAAGUCGAUCUGAAAUCGUUUUUACCCUCGGCUACUAUCAUGGUUCUCACUGUGACAGCAACUACAACGAAUGGACAGCCACUCAGUGACGAGGCGGCAGCCAAAGUAUUGGAAGCCUGCGACAUGUUACUAGACUUGGACCUCUCCAAACGAAGGAUUCUAGAAUACGUCGAAUCGCGAAUGGCUUUCAUUGCACCCAAUCUCUCAGCUCUGGUCGGAAGUAACGUUGCAGCAAAACUGAUGGGUCUGUCGGGGGGUGUAACAGGUCUCAGCAAAAUUCCGGCAUGCAAUGUCCUCGUCUUGGGCAAAAUAAAUAAAAUGAACACGGGAUUGUCCUCGGUAACACAACAAAAGCAUCAAGGGCUGAUUUAUCUGACGGAUAUGAUUAUCAGUGUUCCGCAAGAGUGGAAGAGGAAGGCGGCAAGGACGUUGGCGGCAAAAGUGUCAUUAGCGGCUCGGGUUGAUCAAGCCCGAACCUCAUCGGACGGUGCGGUCGGUCGUAAAUUCCGAGAAGAAGUCCAGAAACACAUUGACAGGAUUCAGGCACCGCCACCAGGAAAAUCCAUCAGAGCAUUGCCCAUCCCUGAUGAAGGACCCAAGAAGAAGCGAGCUGGUAAACGUGUCCGACGAGCCAAAGAACGAUUGGCUCAAACAGCACUUUCCAAGGCCCAAAACCGCAUGGCAUUUGGGGUUGCAGAAGACGAGGUCGGAUUCCAGAAUGGUAGCACCAAAGGACUUGGACUCAUUGGGGGCCAAACGGGAAAGAUCCGUGCAGCACAGGCCGAUCCUCGUUUGAAAUUGGGACUAGCCAAGAAACAUCGUGUCCAAUUCGGCGGUUCUUCAGGCGCAACGUCUGGAUUAUCUUCCUCUGUCGCUUUCACGCCUGUCAAGGGUAUUGAAUUGGAGAACCCCGAAGCGGCAGCACAACGAGUCAAGGAGGCUAAUGAUCGAUACUUUAGUUCGGCAGCCUUUGCCAAAUUACCUAAAAAGGAGGGAUCGUAAUGGGAGGAGAUAUCUAAGCGUUGUAUUUUCUUGUAUUUUUUUUUUUUAGAUGCAAACAGGUGUUUCUUUUGGAAAAAGGCCACGCUAGUCACAAAGUCCAACCCUGCUCACGGUAUUUACCAUGGUUAAGGCAAAUGUAGAUCUCCCCGAUUCACAAGAGUCAAAAGGAAAUGUACCAUGGGAUCAUGAUCUGCGACUUUGCACUUGAGUGACGGGCUUUCCGAUACGAA
This is a messenger RNA of Spizellomyces punctatus DAOM BR117, 1702 nucleotides long. Its product is annotated as U4/U6-U5 snRNP complex subunit PRP31. Gene Ontology annotation, cellular component: U4/U6 x U5 tri-snRNP complex; U4 snRNP; precatalytic spliceosome. NCBI's taxonomy places the organism in Eukaryota, Fungi, Chytridiomycota, Chytridiomycetes, Spizellomycetales, Spizellomycetaceae. The record is from RefSeq and is a predicted model, not a curated record. The coding region runs from base 12 to 1472 and encodes 486 amino acids. Gene Ontology annotation, biological process: spliceosomal tri-snRNP complex assembly; mRNA splicing, via spliceosome. The transcript is spliced from 8 exons.